Molecule: messenger RNA, 541 nt
Organism: Leguminivora glycinivorella
Lineage: Eukaryota; Metazoa; Arthropoda; Insecta; Lepidoptera; Tortricidae
Exons: 3
Coding region: 42-398 (118 amino acids)
Source: RefSeq, a predicted model, not a curated record
CAUACUACAUUAUUCUCUUAUAUAGAAUUGUUUGCUUUUUAAUGCAGCCAGAACUUAAAGAUCAGCAAAUGUCAUCUAGCAUUGAAGCCUUGACGAUAUGGAUAGUUAACUACACGAUGGUGACCCUGAUGACCGUUCGCAGCGGACAGCGUGUUUUGAACGAGGCAGACAAACUUCACUCUUCGUUGGCACUUCUCUAUACUUUGCUGAGAGGGUUUUCAGAACGUGAAGCAGUGUGUUGCGCGCGAUCUGCGUGCGCGCUGAUGCGGCGGCUGCGCGCGGCGCCGCUGUGCGUGCGGCUGGUGGCGCGGCCGGUGCAGGCGUCGCUGCUGGCCACCGUGCUGGCCAUCACCACCGACUACACCAUCAUACUGCUGCAAUUCAACCAUGUUGUAUAGGAUCAUGUUACGUGGCUACUAGUUGCUACUUCUUCUUUCUUCUUUACAUCAUGUUACAUAACGCAGGCGUGUCUGAUCGGACACUUAGACGCAUUCACGCUUCUUCUUUUCUUAUGCGCACUGCCAAGGAGUGGAAUUCUUUG